Camellia sinensis is the source of this 3286-nucleotide messenger RNA. The record is from RefSeq and is a predicted model, not a curated record. NCBI's taxonomy places the organism in Eukaryota, Viridiplantae, Streptophyta, Magnoliopsida, Ericales, Theaceae.
AUUGUGAAUCUUCACUACAUGCUUACUAAAGCUGUUGUCAAGUCAAGGCCAAGUGUUCUAUGGUGCUACAAGGACAAACUUGAACUUAGCAGUCACAAGAAAAAACGUGCGAAACAAGUCAAAAAGUUAAUGCAGAGGGGACUAUUAGAUCCUGAGAAGGUUGAUCCUUUUUCACUUUUUGUUGAAACUGGAGGAAUUACAUACUGCCUGUACAAAGAUUCAGAAAGAGUUCUCGGAAAUACUUUUGGCAUGUGUAUACUACAGGAUUUUGAGGCUUUGACACCAAAUCUCCUUGCAAGAACGAUUGAAACAGUGGAGGGGGGUGGAUUAAUUAUACUGCUACUUCGUUCUUUAUCCUCACUCACAAGUCUGUGCACCAUGGUUAUGGAUGUUCAUGAGAGGUUUCGUACAGAAUCCCAUUCUGAGGCUACUGGACGUUUUAAUGAACGUUUCUUACUGUCGAUUGCUUCAUGUAAAGCAUGUGUAGUUAUGGAUGAUGAACUGAAUAUUCUACCGAUUUCUUCUCAUAUGAAGUCAAUUAAACCAUUUUCAGUCAAUGAGGACUCUGAGGGUCUCUCGGAAGCGGAGCGUGAUCUGAAGAAUCUGAAAGAGCAACUAAAUGAUGAUUUUCCUGUUGGUCCUUUAAUUAGAAAGUGUUGCACAUUGGACCAGGGAAAAGCUGUCAUUACAUUUCUUGAUGCAAUUUUGGAUAAGACACUUCGUAGCACAGUUGCUUUGCUUGCUAGUCGUGGCCGUGGCAAGUCAGCUGCACUAGGUCUAGCAAUUUCUGGAGCUAUUGCUGCAGGGUAUUCAAAUAUCUUUGUAACUGCACCCAGCCCCGAGAACUUGAAAACUUUGUUCGAGUUUGUAUGCAAGGGAUUUAAUGCACUUGAAUAUAAGGAACACUUAGACUACGAUGUGGUGAAAAGUACCAAUCCAGAGUUCAAGAAGUCAACUGUGCGAAUCAAUAUUUAUAAGCAACACAGACAAACAAUUCAGUAUAUACAGCCUCAUGAACAUGAAAAACUGUCCCAAGUUGAACUUUUGGUUGUUGAUGAAGCAGCAGCCAUUCCAUUGCCAGUUGUGAAGUCCUUGCUUGGCCCGUAUCUGGUCUUCCUUUCAUCUACUGUUAAUGGCUAUGAAGGUACUGGUCGGUCUUUAUCAUUAAAACUUUUGCAGCAAUUGGAGGAGCAGAGUCAGAUGUCAACCAAAAGUGUGGAGGGCUCCCUCUCUGGUCGCCUUUUCAAGAAGAUAGAAUUGAGUGAAUCUAUCAGAUAUGCAUCUGGAGAUCCAAUUGAAUCCUGGCUUCAUUCUUUGCUUUGUUUGGAUGUUACAAAUUUCAUUCCUAAUAUCAACAGGUUACCUUCACCUAGUGAGUGUGAUCUCUACUAUGUUAAUCGGGAUACACUUUUCUCCUAUCACAAAGAUAGCGAGUUAUUUUUGCAGCGUAUGAUGGCCCUGUAUGUUGCUUCGCACUACAAAAAUUCUCCAAAUGAUCUACAAUUAAUGGCGGAUGCUCCAGCGCAUCACUUAUUUGUGUUACUUGGUCCUGUUGAUGAGUCCAAAAAUCACCUCCCUGAUAUUCUCUGUGUCAUCCAGGUCUGCCUUGAAGGGCAGAUUUCUCGUAGAUCUGCCAUGAAAAGUUUGAGUGAUGGUCAUCAGCCCUUUGGAGACCAAAUACCAUGGAAAUUCUGUGAACAGUUUCAGGAUACAGUUUUUCCAACUCUUUCUGGUGCUCGCAUUGUGCGCAUUGCUACUCAUCCAAGUGCAAUGAGGCUUGGAUAUGGUUCAACUGCAGUGGAACUUUUGACAAGGUACUUUGAAGGACAGUUGACGCCUAUUUCUGAAGUAGAUGUUGAAAAUGCUUCUGAGUCUCCAAAUGUUAGAGUUACAGAGGCAGCAGAAAAGGUUUCCUUGUUAGAAGAAAAUAUUAAACCAAGGACAGACCUUCCACCUCUGCUUGUUCAUCUUCACGAACAGCAGUCUGAAAAGCUUCAUUACAUUGGUGUCUCAUUCGGGCUUACCCAGGACCUUUUCCGUUUUUGGAGGAAACUCAAAUUUGCUCCAUUCUACAUUAGCCAGAUUCCAAAUGCUGUGACCGGUGAGCAUACAUGCAUGGUUCUAAAACCAUUGAACAAUGACGAUGUUGAAUCCAGUGGUUUAGACCAAUGGGGCUUCUUUGGUCCUUUUUACCAGGAUUUCAGGCAGAGAUUUAUUGGACUAUUGCAAUAUUCUUUCCGUGAUAUGGAGUACAAGCUUGCCAUGAGUGUCUUGGAUCCAAAGAUCAGCUUUGCAGAGCUGGAGCCUGCAUUGUCCACCACUUCAAAUGGAUUGUUGAAGUCGCUUAAUGAAAUUAUGACACCUCAUGACAUGAAACGACUUGAAGCUUACACAAACAAUCUUGCUGAUUUUCGUUUGAUUUUGGAUCUCGUAGCAAACCUUUCACUUCAAUAUUUUCGGGAGAAAAUUCCGGUCACACUGUCAUAUACCCAGGCGUCUGUCUUACUCUGCAUUGGUUUGCAGCAUCAUCAUGACAUCUCUUACAUUGAGGGAGCGAUGAAGUUGGAAAGGCAGCAGAUAUUGUCACUGUUCAUUAAAGUUAUGAAGAAGUUCUAUAAAUACCUAUAUGAUAUUGCAGCCAAGGAGAUUGAUUCAGUCCAAUCUCGACUGAGAGAAAUUGUGAUGGAACCUCAUGCUGUUUCUGUGGAUGAGGAUCUCAAUGAAGCAGCACAGCAAGUUGAGGAGGGGAUGAAAGCCAAGAUGGAUGGUAUGUUAAACCCAGAGUUACUCCAACAGUAUGCCAUUGCGGACAGAGAAGCUGAUUUUGAGAAGGCACUGCAAAAUGGUGGUGGGAAGAUAGCCUCGGGUGGUCUGAUUAGUGUGAAAUCCAGUAAAAAAAAGGCGGAAAAGCAUGGGAAACAGAAAGAGGGCCAUAAUAGUGGGAAGAAAAGAGACAAGGAAGAUGGUGGUAGUUCCAAAUCAAAUAAGAAGAGGAAAUCAUAAAAUUACAUUUAGUCGAUGGAAUCAGACCUAUUAGAUGAUUAACUGUUUGCUUUUUUGCUUACGAAGGAGGCUGAAAAGCGUAAUUUUAAGGUGCUUAUAUAUUUGGUUUCCCCACCCAAUUAUAUAUAUUGGAUUAUAAUUAUGGUUUGUCAGUUUAGCAUAUAGGGUGUGAUACACAAUUUUGGCAUUGGCACGGCAUGGUUGUUUUUUAUUUUUAUUUUUACAUUAACAUAAUUAAUUUUCAUCUUAAAAUUUUCUAUGCCAAGGAUAUUCUUUUUGUGAA